CACGUGAUGCUGGCGGGGCGGGCGAACUCUGAGCCAUUUUGGGGACGGUGUCAGUUUCCACUGUGUGCCUUCAGCGUUGCAUUUUUUUCCCUCCUCCGCUCUCCCUUCCCUGUUUCCCCACCAACAACUAUGAAAUAAUAAUAAUAAAAAGGAGACCAAGAGACAGAGCAGGGGCCGAGGGGGAGACAAUGGGCUGGUGGAGACAGAACCCAUCCGGAUUAGAAAGAUUUUAAACUCCCAGCUCCUCAGCCACCCAAAAACCAGACUCAGAGGGAGAGAGACAGAGGGAGUGAGAAGGGUCGGUGGAGGAGAGGAGAAAACCCGGUUGUUUUGUAACUAACAUGAGCUGAGAGCAGCAGCAGCAGCAGCAAUAAGCUUAUUGCAAUUGACAGCGUCUGCAGUUCAUUUCAAGAUGGCCGCUUGGCUCACAUUCAUUUUCUGCUGAACGACUUUUAACUUUCAUUGUCUUUUUUGGCCGCUCCGAUCAUCACCCACCGGCUCCUUUUUCCGGAGCCGCCUUUUCUUAAGCAAAAAUGCACCGAACAACCAGAAUCAAAAUAACCGAGCUAAACCCCCAUCUUAUGUGUGUGCUCUGUGGCGGGUACUUCAUUGAUGCAACAACCAUCAUAGAGUGUCUACACUCCUUCUGUAAGACGUGUAUCGUACGUUACUUGGAGACAAGCAAGUAUUGUCCUAUAUGUGAUGUCCAAGUUCACAAAACCAGACCGCUUUUGAAUAUAAGGUCAGAUAAAACUCUCCAAGAUAUUGUGUACAAACUAGUACCAGGCCUUUUCAAAAAUGAAAUGAAAAGAAGAAGAGAUUUUUAUGCAGCUCAUCCAUCAGCUGAUGCUGCCAAUGGCUCUAAUGAAGACAGGGGAGAAGUUGCAGAUGAAGACAAAAGAAUUAUAACAGAUGACGAGAUAAUAAGCUUAUCCAUUGAAUUCUUUGACCAGAAUAGAUUGGAACGGAAAGGAAAUAAAGAGAGAGAGAAAUCAAAGGAUGAGGUGAAUGACAAAAGAUAUUUACGCUGCCCAGCAGCAAUGACAGUGAUGCAUCUAAGAAAGUUUCUCCGAAGUAAAAUGGAUAUACCUAAUACUUUUCAGAUCGAUGUGAUGUAUGAAGAGGAACCUUUGAAGGACUACUAUACACUAAUGGAUAUUGCCUAUAUUUACACUUGGAGAAGGAAUGGACCUCUUCCUCUGAAGUAUCGAGUUCGACCGACUUGCAAAAGAAUGAAGAUCAGCCACCAGAGAGAGGGCUUAAAUAAUAGCGGAGAAUUAGAAAGUGACUCUGGGAGUGACAAGGCUAGCAGCCCAGCAGGAGGCAUCCCCUCUACUUCAUCUUGUUUGCCCAGCCCCAGCACUCCAGUGCAGUCUCCCCAUCCUCAAUUUCCUCAUAUCUCUAGUACUAUGAAUGGAACCAGCAGCAGCCCCACCAGUAACCACCAAUCCUCCUUUACCAACAGAGCGCGGAAAACAUCAAUAAAUGGCUCUUCGGCAACUUCGUCGGGCUGACACCUCCAUGAGACUGCCGAAAACCCUGAUUUAUAUAGAUCUCUUCAUGCCAUUACAGCUUUAUAGAUGCUAAUACAUGUUACUAUCGUCCAAAUCGCUUUCUUUUGUAGUGACACCGAACUUGGCUAUGAAAGAUGGACUAGGUGACUGUUUAUAUGGACGUUAAUUACAACGAAAGAUUGUUCUGUAAAGGAUUAUUUUCAAAGGACUGGGAAGCAAACCGACGUGUACCAUGAUGUGUUAGGAAGGAGGUGGAGUGAUUUCUGUCCCAAUCAUUUAGACGUGGAAAGCUCCGGAAGUGGAUAUAAACCUUGGGAUGUAGUUUGUUAAUCCAGACUAACUCCUACAUUACAUUCUCUUCAAUUGUUAUUGUUAUUAUGCUGUUUUGUGAACCUGUAGAAAGCAACUGCUUUUUCAUCUUGAAAUUCAACAAAACGGAAAGAAUAUGCAUAGAAUAAUGCAUAUAUGUAGCCAUGUCACUGUGAAUAACUAUUUCUUGCGUAUUAGCCAUUUUGAUUCUUAUGUUGCAUCCUUACUUUUCUGUUGCUGGGCAGAACCGAUCAAAAUGAAAGUAAACUUCAGUUUUACAAUUUGUAUGCCUAAAAGCGGGUAUUACCGUUUUAUUUACUGACUUUGUUUAAAUGAUUCGCUUUUGUAAGAAUCAGAUGGCAUUAUGCUUGUUGUACAAUGCCAUAUUGGUAUAUGACAUAACAGGAAACAGUAUUGUAUGAUAUAUUUAUAAAUACUAUAAAGAAAAUAUUGUGUUUCAUGCACUCAUGAUAUGGUUGUUAAAUUUCCAAACUGGUUCGACCCUUGCAGAUGCCACCUGUUUGAAUUUUGCUGAUAUUGCAGAGAACACCUUGUGUGUGUGUGUGAAAGCUUCCGUCUUUGAGAGCUAUCACAAAUCUCUGUUAACCUGAAAGCAAUUGGCAAUCUUAAUAGGAUUUUAUGGGCUUUAUCUUGUUUCAAGUGAUAUUUUUACUUUUACCCAACUACUAAUAGUUUAACUGGUGCAGUGAAGAAAAAUUAAGGAACAUAGAAGUGAUUUACAUGUUUGGUUAGUUUUAUUAUUUGGUGUGAUGGAAUUGUGUUUUUAAAAAGCACAUGGAAUCACUACAGAAGCCAUAAAAUAUGUGGUAUAAAUUUUAAGGAACCAACAAGUUGCUGGAUGAAGGCAUUUUAUCUACAUUUGUUUUAAUAUAUAUGUAUAUGGUACAGUACUAACUUCAU
This is a messenger RNA of Chelonoidis abingdonii (Abingdon island giant tortoise), 2744 nucleotides long. It is a transcript of the gene BMI1, whose product is annotated as BMI1 proto-oncogene, polycomb ring finger. Gene Ontology annotation, biological process: negative regulation of transcription by RNA polymerase II. The record is from RefSeq and is a predicted model, not a curated record. Gene Ontology annotation, cellular component: PRC1 complex. Lineage: Eukaryota; Metazoa; Chordata; Testudines; Testudinidae. Gene Ontology annotation, molecular function: promoter-specific chromatin binding.